Messenger RNA from Amaranthus tricolor (Joseph's coat), 1208 nucleotides. Its product is annotated as calmodulin-2/4. The record is from RefSeq and is a predicted model, not a curated record. Gene Ontology annotation, molecular function: calcium ion binding; enzyme regulator activity. Lineage: Eukaryota; Viridiplantae; Streptophyta; Magnoliopsida; Caryophyllales; Amaranthaceae. The transcript has 2 exons. Bases 428 to 835 code for a protein of 135 amino acids.
UAAUUUCUUUGCUAAGCAUUAACUUUUCCUGGAUGCUUAUAGUGAUUUGGAGAACCCAUCAAUGCUUACAAGUUACAACAAGUUGCACCUUAUUUGGAAUGAGGGAAUUGGAGGGAAAGAAAGAGGAGGAAUUCGGAGAGAUAUUUUGGAUAGGAGGGAUUUGAAAAGAAGGGAUAAAGUCCAAUUUUAUUAUAUCCAAAUCUCUCCAAGUGGAAAGAUUCCUUGGAAAAUGACUUUUCUAUAAUUCCCUCCUGUUGUUUUCCUCCUAAACAAACAAAGGAGACUUAUCUAUUAUUCCCUUCCUUUCUUUUCCUUUCACUCCCUUCCCCUUUCCUUCCUUUCCUUUGCCUCCUAAAUUUUUAUCCAAGCUCAAUGUUUCUGUUUUGGGGUUCUGAGCUCCUGGCAGCCUCCGUAUGGGGUUAUUGUUAUGUUUCAUUGCAUGCUAUCCCAAAUGAAAAAAGGUUGUAUCACCACCAAGGAGCUCGGAACAGUGAUGAGGUCCCUUGGUCAGAACCCAACUGAGGCAGAGCUUCAAGACAUGAUAAAUGAGGUUGAUGCUGAUGGAAACGGUACCAUCGACUUCCCAGAAUUCCUCAACCUGAUGGCCAGAAAGAUGAAAGACACUGAUUCCGAGGAAGAACUUAAAGAAGCUUUCCGUGUCUUCGACAAGGAUCAAAACGGUUUCAUCUCUGCUGCUGAGCUGCGCCAUGUGAUGACAAACCUAGGUGAAAAGCUCACCGAUGAGGAAGUCGACGAGAUGAUCCGGGAAGCUGAUGUUGAUGGUGAUGGCCAAAUCAACUACGAGGAGUUCGUCAAAGUGAUGAUGGCCAAGUGAUGAAUUCCUGGUAAAUGAUGAAAAAAAAGAUAAAUUUGUAAAAUGUUAGUGAAUUAUUAUGAGACCUAUAUUGUUUUUUUUUUUCUUUAGUAAUUUCUGAUGCAUAGAAACCAGACAUUUUAGGUCAUGUUGUGGAUUUGUGAUUGUGGUGAUCUCUGUUUGGCAAUUUCUGUAAUGCUGUUUUUCUUGGUGACUGUUAACUUGUUCUUUCUGGUUUCUAUUGUAUCAGUAUCCCUUUGGAGAAUCAACUAAUUCUGAUAAUUGAUUCAGUUCUCGAAACACAUUAUUCUAUGCAUUUGAAUUUUGACUGUAAUCCUGUAUGAUAUAAUUGGCUCAUUAGUUGUCUCACCAAAUAUUUAAAGGUGUUUAACAA